This is a messenger RNA of Sebastes umbrosus (honeycomb rockfish), 1721 nucleotides long. Its product is annotated as 2-oxoglutarate receptor 1-like. Lineage: Eukaryota; Metazoa; Chordata; Actinopteri; Perciformes; Sebastidae. The record is from RefSeq and is a predicted model, not a curated record. Gene Ontology annotation, cellular component: plasma membrane. Bases 312 to 1286 code for a protein of 324 amino acids. Gene Ontology annotation, molecular function: G protein-coupled receptor activity. The transcript is spliced from 2 exons. Gene Ontology annotation, biological process: G protein-coupled receptor signaling pathway.
CAAAAAGCAUUGUGUUGCCAGACAUGCCUUACAGUUUUCUCUGCAAAAUCACCUGAAACCUGAUCCGUGUAAAUAAAGCAAACCUUGAGCUUUAUCAGCUCAAGCGUGACACCAGGAAGUCAGUGCACAUGGCUGAAGGUGAAGCACACAACAGUGGUCUUUCACACUAAACUAUGCUGGAGUUCCCCCUGGGUGUGGAAGACUGAAAGGAAACAAGAGAGAGGAGGAGUGAUGGAGGGAUGGAUGUUAGACAAGACGCUGAAGGCUUGGAGUGAGUGCUGAUGAGGACGCUGUAGCUAAAACACUCCACCAUGGAACUUGACAACUGCACCGACGUGGACCGACUGAUGAAUCGCUAUUACCUGCCCGUCUCCUACGGCAUCAUCUGCAUCGUGGGCCUGGUGGGCAACGUAACCGCCAUCGGCAUUUACGUGACCAAGCUGCGUCCCUGGAAGAGCAGCAGCAUCAUCAUGGUCAACUUGGCGCUGACCGACCUCCUCUACGUCCUCAGCAUGCCCUUCCUGAUCUACUACUACGUCAACGAGGACUGGACCCUCGGCGACUUCAUGUGCCGAUUUGUGCGCUUUGGCUUUCAUUUUAACCUGUACGGGAGCAUCCUCUUCCUGACGUGUCUCGCCGUUUUCCGCUACGUGGUGGUGAUCCAGCCUCUGAUUGCAGCACAGGUGCAGAGGAAGUUUUGGGGUGUAAUUGCGUGUUCAGCCGUCUGGAUCAUCGCCGCUGCUGAAAUCAUACCCAUGUUGACGAUGAUAUCCUUCGAGGAGAGCAACAACAAGACCUACUGCUUGGACUUUGCUAGCAGCACAGACGUCUACACCGUGCGGUGGUAUGGCUGGCUGGUUACUGCGCUCGGAUUUCUCCUCCCUCUAGUGGUGGUGUUCAUGUGCUACAUCGGUAUAGUGAAAGAGCUGGCGAACGGGCCCCAAACAACCAGUCCGUGCCGGAUGCGAGCGCGGCGCGUGACCGUGCUGAUCCUGGUGGUGUUUGUGGUGUGUUUCCUGCCGUAUCAUAUCUUACGUGUGUUACGGAUAGAAACUCGAAACUCGACGUGCAUGGUGGAGCGCAAUGUGCACACGGCAUAUAUUAUCUCCAGGCCUCUGGCUGGAUUCAACACGUUUUUUAACCUGGCUCUGUACACUCUCUCAGGUGAUCAGUUCAGGAGGGCCUUCCUCAGCACUUUUUACUCAGAAUACUGGCUGAGCAAAGCCAGGUCGCUGCUCCACGUGACCGUCAUCAGCAAGGCAGGCCGAGACAUGCCUGCUGGAUGACGAAUGUCCAACGCCUGACUUUUCUUUCUUUGAUGUCUCACUCUGUGGACACACUGUGAGCUUGUCAGACAAUGUCGGGAAAGCUGCAUGACAGUUGUUGUGUUUUCUUUCAUCGUGUGCUUCCCAGAGACAAAGUUUUGUGUGCCAACUCCUGACAUGUAAAUACAACUAGAGGUUAUGAGAAAUGCAUGUUAAGUUAAACCUUUGUCCACACGCCAGUAUAAUUUACCUGACUAACAAUGUAAUGAUUUGAAUGUUUGCUGCCAUGCAAAUAGUCUUUGUUAUUGAAGGUUUCAGUUUAGUCCUAAAACCAGGCAAUGAGUUUGCAUUACUGAGCUUCACUUUGCCAGAUUUCCAGUUAGUUUUUUCCUGUGUAUUUUUAAUUGCUACAGAAAAUAAGGUCUAUGUCUUUAAUAAAAACUCACAGUUUUACAA